ACUUUGUUUAAUUGAUAUGCAUUUGACGCGAUAGUCAAAAUCCCACAUCCUAGCACAAUCCAUUCCUCCCCAGGAAACUAUUCAGCUAUUUCCCACAACCGCGUCAUGACCCACACUCGUCUCCUGCACUGCCCCAACUCUCACUUGGGUUUAACUUGAACUUGAACUUAAUGAUAAGACUGGAAACAAGAGAAGGAUAAAGAUAUACUGUACUGAUCUUGGAAUAAUUAUUUUCGACACUUUGGACAUAACUCUCACAUACAACUGAGUUGAGGAGGCCCCAUCACUCGCUCCGCAGGACCAAUAUACAGGGACACAUCUUAUUCGGCCACUGCAGCCAGCCAUGGCGCCACAGACAAGGAAUCGUGGAAACAAAUCUGCCGACGGAUCAUAUAAAUCAACUACUCCAGCCCCGAAGCAAAAGCGCUUUCCGGGUCGUCGGGCUCAACUAAAGACUUAUGGAAGUCCUCGGCCAACCCUGAAGCCGCUGAAACAAGAGACGUUAACUCAGAUGCAGUGGGUGUCUCCAUCUAUGCAGGAGGACCUCUUGAAACUUGAAGACGAAGAUGAAGACGAGGAUGAUGCUGAAGAACCCGGAGAAUCCGAAGUGCCUCCGGCUGUGGAAGUUAAAUCUAGGAAGAGGACUCGAGGGAACCGGCGUAAGACAGCCGGAGAUGAAUUACCCAAUGAUGAGAAGCCGAAAGGUUCAAAACGGCGGAAGACUUUGGGAGAUAUCCCCAGUCCAAACCCUACGCGUAACUUCCAAACGCAGACUCUAACGCAAUGCCUGGACAAAAGCAUUGUGAGGGAUCAAGUUGACGAUUCGGAGGGUGACGAUGACAACGCCUUGAUACUAGAAACUCCGAAGAAACCAGAAAAGCAUAUUUCGCUUGGAACGGACAAUGCCAAGCCGGAACAGCAGCCGGAAUACAGGUCCUCAGUUCCAACCCUCAUUCAGUCUGUUACACCAACCAACAAGAGGAGGAUAGAGAUUCCGUCUUCGACGUCACCACUGACGCCAAUGCUCACCCGGAGUUUCAGCCCAGAACAUCGCGACUCACCUUUGAAAGGAAAAUCUACCAAUGCAGCAACACUAUCUCCAAUUAUCAAGACACCAAGUCGUCGAAUCAUUCCAGACUCAUACAGCACAGCUCAUAGUUCCCCAGCUGCAGCCCUAUCAACUUCGACCUCCAAAGCUACCCCAAACAAGAAACUCCGAUUCGACCUGCCCGAAGACAAAGAAAAUAUUACGCCGGGCAGAAAGGAACCUAAGCCCCCCAAAUCGCCCAAAGACACCUCUUCGCGGACGCCUCUACAGGAACUUCCCGAAGAACCUCGCACGGACCAGGAAAUCCCCGAUUCUGAUUACGAUUCUGAUGCAACUGAAUCUACCAUUGUGGAAGAUAAUGUUGCACCAAACGAAGACAAUAUACCAUCGACGGAUGACCCGGAGCCUGCAGAAACAUGCUAUGGUGUUAUUGGAGAUGAAACACAGGCUGAGAUUCUGCUUUCGGCAGAUGAGCUCAGCCGUGAGCUUAGUGAGAGUGAUUCCCUAGAGGGAAGCCGGUCGCGAUCGGCAACCCCCACACCCAAGCCGAAGAAAAAGGAACCACUUCGUACAGCAAAGGACAUAAGCACGCCGACUCGCCGCCCGGGUUCUACAACGAAACAAGUGCAAAUAUCGUCUCCACAAAGGGGACCAACAGACGAAAAUACACCAAAUGCGCAUACUCAAAUUUACACCCAGGGUGUUGAGAGCCAACGAUUACCAUUAGAAGAAAUUCGUGCUCUCGGCCCCCAAACCCCGAACUCCGAUAUCAUGGUGUCACUACAUCCUGAGCCCUUGGCGAUGAUCUUAGAUCGUUCAAAGAAUCAUGAAUUCAGGACUUGGAAAAUACCACCUAGUGUAUCUCGCAUCUGGAUCUACAGCACCAGGCCGACCUCCGAAUUGAGAUACAUGUGCAUCCUCAGCCCGCCGAAGGUACCCGGAGAAAUCCAAGACGAAAAAGGAGUCGGGAACGUCGAGUUCAACCAAGGAACUAUGAAUGCCAACUUUGCAUACGAGAUAGUACAAGUGUAUGAGCUCAACAACCCAGUCCCGUUGAAUGAGAUGAAAAAGAAAGGCUGGGUAAAUUCUGCCCCACAGAAGUACAUCUGGGUCCCUCCAGCAGUUGUCGGAGAGCUCACAGGAAAUUUAAAAUAUGCUUUAUUCGGCGGUGAGGAACAAGCAGCCGAGACCGCCACACUCCUGCCAACCAGUCCAAAUGUCUCGGAAUCUCAAGAAAUAAAAGCGCAGAUCCAGGACGAUGUAGAUUAUUCAACACAGCACCCUUCGUCCGAACGUGGCAAUGAUAUGGUUGCUUCAAGCCCAGUAUCACGCAAGUCAGCAGGAAAAAGAAAGCAACUUGAACAAAAUCGCGAUGGCACAAACCCAACACCAUCCAAAAUGCUGCUAGGUCCUUCAACCCGAUCGGAUCCCGCACCUUCAAGCGAAAGAGUGCGGGGUUUUGUGAGAUCCUCGCAAGCCACCACGGUCUCAAGCCCAACCAUUUCGCCAGAAAAAUCACUUCCGCAACCCAUAAAUCUUUCAAGCCAGCCAUCAGCCAUCAAUUACAACAGUAGCAGCCCGAUACUUUUCCGAAAUGCACGAAACAAUUCUCUUAGAUCUUCGCAAUUUCAAACACGAAGUCAAAUGCUGCCGGAUAGCCUGAUCAAUGGCGAAAUCCAGGAACCGCCUCCGAUUAUAUGGGACUCUGCUGAUGAGGAAUCGGAUUAAUUUCGCAAACGUCAACAACAUCAAACUCUUGUAUAUUAGGGGUUGAGACGCUCCAUUAUGAUCAUUGUAUAGGUAGUUAGGCUGAGCCAUGCUUGGCGGGAAUGAAUAUUUGCAUGUUUUUGGAGUUUUAGGAUGGCUAGAUUACAGCCCAAAGCUAUCAUGAGGAUAUCGAGCACAUUGAAAAUUAGAGAAUACUAGAUUGGCAACUAUGUCUAUUAUGAAGAUCUUCUAUAGGUGUCAUUAAUACCAAUCAUAUACCUAGAGGCUCCUCGGGAG
Messenger RNA from Hypoxylon trugodes, 3052 nucleotides. RefSeq lists its product as uncharacterized. The transcript has a single exon. The coding region runs from base 344 to 2776 and encodes 810 amino acids. NCBI's taxonomy places the organism in Eukaryota, Fungi, Ascomycota, Sordariomycetes, Xylariales, Hypoxylaceae. The record is from RefSeq and is a predicted model, not a curated record.